AUGACGAGAAAACUGAAAGCAAAAACAGAGCAUCAAGACGAGAAGAAAAUUGAGCAAGGAGAGAAGAUAAUUAUGGAUAGAAAGGAGGCUCCUUUGAAUGACAAUGAGUAUAAGAAGUCCAGUAGAAGAUCUCACAGGAAGCAUAGGAAGCAUUCUCACUCUAUCUUGGGUGACCAUGAUAGAAGGAAAGAGAAGAAAUCCAAGAGAAAGGCAAAGAAAUGGUCCUCAGAAUCUAGUGAUGCUAGUAAUGAUGAAUACGAUAGUAUCUUUGAGGAAGAGAGGAGAAGAAAGAAGAAUGCAUAUCUGAAAUCACAAGCUGCUCAGAACAAGUUUAUUGGAUCUAAGAUGCUAGGCACCACUCUUAGUUUAGCAAUGAACUUCUUGAUCCAAACGGCUUCCUUAGCUGUAUCUGAUGCUGCUAUAUACUUAGCUUCUGUUGUAGAAUCAGCUGUUGUUCUCUGCUUUGAGCUCUUCCAGCUCACUGCCCCAUCAUUUAAGGUGAACACAUAUCCUGAUUGCAAUUUAAGGUCAUCUUGGUCAAUUUGA
Molecule: messenger RNA, 546 nt
Organism: Prosopis cineraria
Lineage: Eukaryota; Viridiplantae; Streptophyta; Magnoliopsida; Fabales; Fabaceae
Exons: 3
Coding region: 1-546 (181 amino acids)
Source: RefSeq, a predicted model, not a curated record